Molecule: messenger RNA, 1410 nt
Organism: Trichoderma asperellum CBS 433.97
Lineage: Eukaryota; Fungi; Ascomycota; Sordariomycetes; Hypocreales; Hypocreaceae
Source: RefSeq, a predicted model, not a curated record
AACAUGGACUGGUUCUUCUUAAUUUGCUCUCAAUUAUUGUGUUAGUCGCCGAGUACAAGCAAACUCUUCCCUCCGUACAACCCGACACCGUCUGCUCAAAGUCCCCAUCUGCCGCUUUUUAGACCGAAUUAUCUUGCUCACACUAUCCAGGCUACCGUUUCAAUGCUGCUGCCCCCUUGCCCGUAGCACCAUUUUCCGCUCCCCAAAUGGGUUCUGUUUCAGCGGUGCCAUGUCCCUUUUGGGGGAGCUGGUGGAGCGUGCUCUUGCUCUAGACAAUGGACGGAGCUCUCAACCAGCUGCCAUCGGUACGCAGACGCAGAUAAAUACGGCCGGCAGCCUCGCCAAGCCUUUCUCUUCUUUCCCUUUUCAACCUCAACCUCAACCUCUGCCUCAAUCUCUUACCAAUUCACGUUUCCUUCUCUGCUUCUUCUUCCACUCUUCCACUCUUCCACAUUCAACCCGCCAAAAUGCGUGUCUCGGCCAUCGUCCCCGCCGUCCUCUCCCUCGCCUCCGUCUCGUCGGCGCACUUCCUCAUGAACUAUCCCGACUCCAUCGGCUUCGACGACGACAAGGAGGGCACCGCUCCCUGCGGCGGCUUCACGCCCGACCUCUCCUCUGGCUCCAAGCAGCUCGUCGACUUCCACGUUGGCGGCGACUCCCUGGCCAUGCGCGCCACCCACAACCAGGUCACUUGGCUGUUCCGCGUCACCCUCGACGGCACCGCCCAGUCUGGCUGGAAGCAAAUCUUCCCCAUUGUCGAGCAGAGCGGCCUGGGCGACUUUUGCGAGCCUCACAUCACGCUGCCCUCCAGCUAUGCCGGCAAGAAGGGCGUCAUUAGCGUUGUGACCGAUGCGCCAGAUGGUCUUUUGUACCAGUGCAUUGCUGCCAACUUCGUCUCUGGAUCCAUCGAUCCCCCCUCGGCCUGCAAAAACGCCUCCAUCACCGCCAGCUUCGUCGACGAUUCCAAGCUCUCGGCCCUCGUCUCCGGAAGCGCCUCUGGCUCUGGCAGCUCCUCCAACACCACCAGCGGAGGAUCCUCCUCUACUGCCUCCAGCACUCAGAGCAGUACCGCUGCUGCCACCUCCACCAAAAAUGCUGCCCCUGGCCAGCUCGCUGCUUGGUCCGUCUCGGCCUUUGGCCUGGGCAGUGCCUUGACUGCCGUGUCUAUGGUUCUUGCUGGCGGCGCUCUGAUGAUUUGAGAUGAAAAAAAGCGAGAUUUUGAUGACAUUUGAUUUUUUUGUUGUUAUGAGGCGAUAUAUAAAAUUUUCCGACUCAAGGGUACAUAAUGGGAACAGGCAAAACUGAAUAAUGAUGAUUUUUUUCCUAUGAGAAAUGGUUUCGAAUCGAUGUUUCACUGUGAAUCUUGUUUCCUUCGCUGCGGCGCCGCUGAUCUAGAUGCAAUUGCUUCUU